CCUUUCACACCGUUGCGAAAGGAACAACGACUGCCGUUGCCGAGUGAGGCAAGAGGGAGCAUGAUGGCGUUCUUUCUUCCACGCCAUUAUAAGAGCCUCAUUUGAUCGCUUCCUCGAUGCUCUCCACAAACGGAGGCGUUCGUUGCGGGAUCUCAGUCCCCGCGUUAACCUGUCCAGUCUGACCGCGAUUUUUAAAAAUUAGAGGCACUUGUGGAGAAAAUUGUCUUUCGUUACUUCUACUAUGGUUCAUCAUUCAGUCGGUGAUGAGUCAUCAUCAGAAGCACAAUAUGCUGGGCCUUUAGGAAGAUUAGCCACACUAUCAUAUGGUGCUGGACACAUGCUAAAUGAUAUCACAUCAGCAUGUUGGUUCACUUAUCUUUUGUUGUUCCUGACAGAUAUAGGACUAAGUCCAAGAUAGAUCGGUUUGGGCACUUCAAACUAUGGCAUGCUGGAGGGUCUUUUCUGGUUGCUGUCUCUUUUUCAUCUGUUUUUGGUAGCUGCCUUCCUUGUAAAGUCAUGGGCAGCAACUCACUUACGUUGCAAACUAUUGGCUACAGCGCAUUUGCUGCAAUUUUUAAUGUGGGUUGGGCUGUUACCCAAGUUUCUCACAUGUCAAUGGUGAAUUGCAUCACUCUUAAUCCAACAAGCAGAGUCGCACUUGCAAGUUGUCGUAAUGCCUUCACAAUGGUAGCCAAUCUUAGUCUCUAUGCAGUUGCUUUAUGUGUGUUCAGUCUUUAUAGUUCCAAGGACACUGUGGAUAUCAAGAUUCAGUACCGCUGGAUUGCUUACCUGUCCAUUUUCAUGGGGUGCUGCUUUGUGGUCCUGUUCCUUGUUGGUACCAAAGAACCGCAGUUGAAGCUGCAAAUUCAGUGUAAAAACGUUUCCAGUAUCUCAUGGACCCACUGGUUCAAAAAAAUACUCUACUAUCAAGUUGCUCUUGUUUAUACACUUACCCGGCUGGUGACAAAUGUUUCACAGGCACUGCUUGCUUUUUUUGUCACUAAUGAAUUGGGCAUGGGCCAAUCGUCAAAGGCUUUGGUGCCUGCCAUUAUAUAUAUUUGCAGCUUCCUGGUGUCUGUUAUUCUGCAGGAGAUUAGAUGGUCUGGGUGGCGCCUUAAGGCCUUCUUUAAUGCUGGAGCCAUUCUUUGGAUGUUUUCUGGUGCAGGAGUAUCUGUUCUUCCAGACAGCAUGCACAAUCUUAUGUACAUUCUCUCAAUAGCAAUUGGUGCUGCUAAUGCUUUGAUGACGGUGACUGGAAUUAGCAUGGAAAGCAUGCUGGUUGGAGAAAACCUAAACGGAUGUGCUUUCGUGUAUGGAUCACUAAGUUUUGUUGAUAAAUUAUCAUGCGGCCUCGCUUUGUAUGUUCUCGAGUCAUAUCAAGGUUCACCUGAUGUCAUGGGGAACCUUGGCAGUAAUGUCAGUCAUUCAGUAAACAGAUAUGGUCUGGGAGUGAUUCCUGCAACCUGUGCAUUUCUUUCUGCUGUCAUCACAUACACCAUGAAACUUCCAGAUACCACCAGUUCAAGCAAUCUGGUAGAACCCCUUCUUGCAUGAUUUUGGAGGUGGAGGGUGGAUGAUUUCUGCAUGCUUUCAUGUAUGUUCUACAUCACCUGGAAUCUCUCUUCCAAGUUGACAUGAAAUGUGCAUGGAGAGCAAGCGGUUGACUUCCAUCUUCAAGUAUUGACUGCAUCAUUUCUUGGCACAACUAAUAUGUACAUAUGAUUAUUUUCUAGGAUGGAGUUUGGUAUUUGCUGAAGUCAGGUAAUUUCACUGUAUCAGGAAAAAAACAUAUUUCAUUUGUUCCUAAGCAUCUUUUGCAUUGCAAUAUAGUUUCUAAUUCCAAAAAGCA
This is a messenger RNA of Musa acuminata subsp. malaccensis (wild Malaysian banana), 1849 nucleotides long. The record is from RefSeq and is a predicted model, not a curated record. NCBI's taxonomy places the organism in Eukaryota, Viridiplantae, Streptophyta, Magnoliopsida, Zingiberales, Musaceae.